Molecule: messenger RNA, 585 nt
Organism: Suillus plorans
Lineage: Eukaryota; Fungi; Basidiomycota; Agaricomycetes; Boletales; Suillaceae
Exons: 2
Molecular function (GO): oxidoreductase activity
Source: RefSeq, a predicted model, not a curated record
UUUUACGCCGCGUACAAAUCCUUCUUCAUCAAGGUUAUCGAUGAAAGGAGCCUCAGCUCCACGCUAGAGGAAUACAUCUUCUCUAAGAAGUACAACUUUAUAGAGGGGCGAGACGCAUCCGCCCAGCCGGUGAUGUUGGCGCGCUUCCUUGGAGGUUUGUUCCACGCCUUCAUCCAUGUAGGAUACGGCGCGGAAUUAGGCAUCCCAGGCAUGGUUCCCAGCGGCACAACUGAAGUGGAAGAGGCAACAACUUGGCUUGCCUCCCUCGUCCUUAACACAAAGGCAUCUACUGUGCCCUCUCAACUCGAACAACCGCCAAAGAACCAUGCGUUCUCUAUUCUUGCCAAGAUCAUGCAAGACUCGAAAUUCACACCGAAGGAAAUCAAGAAGCAUUUUAACAAUUUUGAUGGCCUGAUGUCCGAGCACGGUGAUACUUUAUGGCACUACGCUGAACAAUGGACGAUCGAUCCGUCGCAGCCAGGCGAAAUCGAACGCAAGAUGGAAGAAUGUAUUUGGACAAGCACUAUCAUCUACACCAUUGGCGGAUGGAACAAGGACAGAAGCUUCACAGCAGACUUCACAUAG